Messenger RNA from Strongylus vulgaris, 237 nucleotides. NCBI's taxonomy places the organism in Eukaryota, Metazoa, Nematoda, Chromadorea, Rhabditida, Strongylidae. The record is from the annotation of a GenBank genome assembly.
UUGCAGAGACCUUACGAUCGACCAUCAGGUGUUUCCAACUUACCAGCUGAGAUUUACACCCCAUCUGAGCCGCCAGCUUGUGGUUUAAUCAUUGAUGCUGGCAAAGAGUAUUUACUCACAGCUAAGUUGGGUGACUACAGACGUUAUGGUUCAGGAAAAAUAAACAAUGGAACACUUCAUACUGUGCUAUGUGGUCAAGUGCUCGUUGACAACCCUUCAGAAGAACUAUACGAAAAC